Molecule: messenger RNA, 2231 nt
Organism: Bombina bombina (fire-bellied toad)
Lineage: Eukaryota; Metazoa; Chordata; Amphibia; Anura; Bombinatoridae
Product: guanylate-binding protein 1-like
Exons: 11
Coding region: 84-1853 (589 amino acids)
Molecular function (GO): GTPase activity; GTP binding
Source: RefSeq, a predicted model, not a curated record
CUGGAGACAAAAGAAUUACUGAAGCUUCCUCUAAGUAUUAGCUGAUCCUAAAAUUAUUCUGCUGCAGAAUUGCAUUUGCCGUAAUGGAUCUUCCAGUGUGUCUGAUAGAAAAUCAGGAAGAAAACAGGCUUGUUGUAAACAAGAAAGCUCUGCAGAUUCUGGAUGAUAUUAACCAACCUGUAGUUGUGGUAGCAAUAGUGGGGAAGUAUCGAACUGGAAAAUCAUACUUGAUGAAUAAACUUGCAGGACAGACAAAUGGUUUUGCACUGGGAUCGACAGUUGAGUCAAAGACAAAAGGUAUCUGGAUGUGGUGUGUUCCACAUCCCACUAUGGAUGGCCAUACCUUGGUGCUUCUGGACACAGAGGGUCUGGGAGAUGUUGAGAAGGGAGAUAGUAAGAACGAUGCAUGGAUAUUUUCCUUAGCUGUUCUGCUAAGCAGCACUCUAAUUUACAAUAGUGUGGGGACCAUUGAUCAACAGGCUAUUGACCAACUGCACUAUGUGACAGAACUCACUGAGCUCAUAAAAGUGAAGUCACCUUCACAAAACGUUGAAGAAAAUGACGGGGCAGACUUUAAGAGAUUCUUCCCAUCAUUCAUCUGGUGUGUCCGUGAUUUUACUUUAGUUUUGGAGAAAGAUGGGAAACCAAUUACAGAAGAUGAUUAUCUGAAGAACUCACUGAUGCUUAAGACAGGCAAUAGUAGAAAGAUUGUAGAGUACAAUCUGCCUAGGGAAUGCAUUCACAAUUACUUUCAUUCCCACAAAUGCUUUGUGUUUGAACGACCAGCAAACAAAGAAGGUCUGAACAAUCUGGAUCAUAUUCCAGAAUCACAACUAGAACCUGGUUUUUUAUGUCAGACAAAGAAAUUCCUGUCAUAUGUAUAUAAAAACAGCAAAAUUAAAACUCUUGCAGGAGGAUACCAAAUGAAUGGAAGAUUACUGGGGAAUCUUGCCGUAACAUACGUGGAGGCUAUUUUAAGUGGCUCAGUUCCUUGCAUGGAGAAUGUAAUAUUGACUCUAGCAGAACUUCAAAAUUCAAGAGCUGUGAAUGAUGCAAUAUCCAAAUACGAAAGCAAGAUGAACGAGAAAAUUGAUCAAUUUCCCACAGAAACACAAGAAGAUUUUUUUAAGCUACACCAAGAAAGUAAAAAAGAAGCUGUUAAAAUCUUUAAGAAUCAGUCUUUCAAAGAUGAAAAUCAAGAAUUUCAGGCUAAGUUUCUUGAGAAGCUGGAAACAAAAUUCAAUAGCUUUUUAAAAUGUAAUGAGGAAAAAUCUAAGAAAAAAUGCCUGGAACUGCUGCAGAACUUGAGUAAAACUAUUGAAACAGAAAUAUUAGAGGGAAAAUACUUCAGACCUGGAGGGUACAUGGAAUUUAUGGAAAAGAAGACAACAAUAGUUGACGAGUAUAACAAAACAGCUGGGGGCCUGCUAAAGGCAUCUGAAACCCUACAGCUCUUCCUCAGUGAAAAGACAACAAUUGAACGAGCCAUAAUGCAGGCAGAUAAAACCCUAACACAAAAAGAAAAGGAAUUAGCAGAACGGGAAGUUAAGAUUAAAGCUGCUGAAAUGAUAAAUAAGUUGAAAAAGGAAAAUGAAAAUAAAAUUAAGGAACUUUUAGAAAUUCAAAAAAAAAGUAAUGAACAGCACAUAGAGCUGCUGAAGAAGAAGACGGAAGAGGAUCGAGAAAAUGUGAAAAGAGAAAAUGAAAAGCUGAUUGAACGAAAACUAGAGGAAAUGAGAAUGUAUGAUCAGUGCAUGACAAGUACACGUGAGCUAGAGAGAGAACUUGAAAACUUUAUGGAAAGAAUGAAGAUAGCAUCACCAGACCCACCACCACCAUGUACCAUAUCCUAAAAAGAGAUCCAAGAGAUAUAAAAUAAAAUGUGGUCAAAAUAGGAAAACAAUGUUCAUUAGUCAGAUCUACAUAGUAAUGUUCAUUAGUCAGAUCUACAUAGUAAUGUUCAUUAGUCAGAUCUACAUAGUAAUGAUCAUCAGUUAGAUCUACAUAGUAAUGAUCAUUAGUUAGAUCUACAUAGUAAUGAUCAUUAAUAGCUCUACUUAGUAAUGUUCAUUAGUCAGAUCUAAAUAGUAAUGUUCAUUAGUCAGAUCUACAUAGUAAUGUUCAUUAGUCAGAUCUACAUAGUAAUGUUCAUUAGUCAGAUCUACAUAGUAAUGUUCAUUAGUCAGAUCUACAUAGUAAUGAUUAUUAGUCAGAUCUACAUAGUAAUGUUC